This is a messenger RNA of Penicillium concentricum, 2556 nucleotides long. RefSeq lists its product as uncharacterized. The record is from RefSeq and is a predicted model, not a curated record. Lineage: Eukaryota; Fungi; Ascomycota; Eurotiomycetes; Eurotiales; Aspergillaceae. Bases 1 to 2556 code for a protein of 851 amino acids. The transcript is spliced from 5 exons. Gene Ontology annotation, biological process: glucan catabolic process. Gene Ontology annotation, molecular function: beta-glucosidase activity.
AUGGUAACCAUAUCAGAUGAUACCGAAUUCUUGCUAUCAAGCCUCACCCUCGAUGAGAAACUCGCUCUGAUUGCCGGCGAAUCACAAUGGCGGACCGCUAGCAUCAAGCGUCUAGGCAUCCCAUCCCUGAAGAUGUCUGACGGGCCCUCUGGAGCGCGAGGAGAGAUAUUUGGGGAGGGCGUUCCAGCCGCUUUCCUACCAUCGGGUGUAAGCUUGGGAGCAACAUGGGACAAGGACAUCUUAUUUGAGAUUGCUCAAUUAUUGGGAGAAGAGUGCAAAUCCAAGUCCGCAUCGGUCCUGCUUGCUCCCACAAUCUGUAUCCAUCGACAUCCACUCGGUGGCCGGAAUUUCGAGUCAUUUGGUGAAGAUCCAUAUCUCACGGGGAAGCUGGCAACAGCCUACGUCCGAGGCCUUCAAUCUUGCGGCGUAGGUGCCACACCAAAACAUUUUGUUGCAAAUGACCAAGAGACAAAGCGGUUCAAAUACAAUGCUCACAUCACACCUCGUGCCUUGCGCGAGGUCUAUUUGUUGCCGUUUCAAAUGGUCGUCCGUGAUGCCGACCCUUGGUGUAUGAUGACAGCUUAUAACAAAGUGAACGAUCAUUACUGUGAUGCAUCCAAGGAGCUACUAAUUGACAUAGCCAGAGGUGAAUGGGGCUGGGAUGGAGUUUUCACAAGUGACUGGGGUGGGACUACCUCUACAGUCGCAUCUAUCAACAACGGGCUUGACCUGGAGAUGCCCGGACCGCCUAGCAGACGCUCUAAGGCCGCGCUCAAGAAGCCCCUCCGGGAAGGUUUGAUUAACUUGAACCGAGUAGAUGAGUCCGCGAGUCGUAUACUGCGACUGCUCAAGAAGGCAGGACGCUUUUUGGAUCCAAGAGACGAUCCCGAGCUGUGUGAAAACACAGCCGAGAAAAGGGCAUUGCUCUGCCGAGCCGCUAGCUCUGGUAUUGUGAUGCUGAAGAACGAGGCAAAUGCUUUACCGCUAAAAACAACCGAAGACCUAAAGAAAAUCGCUAUCCUUGGUCCCAACGCAGAGCGGGUGGUGGCUGGUGGUGGUGGGAGCUCAUACAUCAAAGCCCCCUACUGGACUUCUGUUCACGGCUCCGUCAAAGACGAGUUCUGCCAUACUACCGCCAGGAUUGUUUCUGCGACUGGGGCCAAAGUCAACCGCUAUCUUCCUGUCUGUGAGGUUGUGAGGAAUCCAGACACCGGGAGAACUGGGGCCGCCAUUGACUGGUUUAACGGUCAAGACUUCGUGAAUCCUCCUGUUGCAAAGUCACACACUGAUGAUCUUUAUUUCAUGUCUUUCGGCACCGUUCCACCCGAAAUUGAUAGUUUGACCAGCUGGUCGUACCGCAUCCGCGCCACAUUGCAACCCCUGACUUCAGGCUGCCACAUGAUAUCCUUAGCAUCAAUCGGACCGGCUGAUCUUUAUCUCGAUGGAGUCCGCAUUGUGGAACAGUCGGGGGCCUUUGAUGAGAAAGGUAGUCUGUUCUUUACCUACGGCAGCGAGGAGAAAAAGGUUUCUAUUGAUAUGAUUGCGGGACGGGAGUAUGAUAUUCGCAUCGACUAUCGAUCACACGAUCGUCAAACUCACCCUGAGCUCCGCGAUUUGAUGGAUCCGAUGGAGGAUCAGUUCCAAGGGACUCGACUCGGCUUCGAGGAGUUAGAUACAGUGGACCGACCCGCUGAGGCUGCACAGCUGGCAUCAGAAUGUGACGCGGCAAUUAUUGUGGUUGGACGUGACAAGGAAUGGGAGACAGAAGGUCAGGACAUCUUGAAUUUUGACUUGCCCGGCGAACAGGUGCGAUUGAUCCAUGAAGUGGCUGCCGUUUGCAAGCGCACGAUCGUGGUCGUACAAGCCGGAACUCCCAUAAGAAUGGACUCUUGGAUGGACGAUGUGCAGGGAAUACUGUAUACGUGGUAUCAAGGCCAGGAACUCGGCAAUGCUGCAGCUGCUGUUUUGUGUGGUCGAGUCAAUCCUUCAGGUCGACUGCCAGUGACGUUUCCGCGACGACUUGAGGACUGUCCUGCGUUCUCCUCGUUUCCGGGAGAGGAAAACGAGACCUACUACUCCGAGGGAAUGUUCGUCGGUUACAGGUGGUGGGACCUUCUAUCCAUUGAACCACUAUUCCCUCUGGGGUUCGGCCUCUCGUAUAACAAUUUUGAGGUUUCGCCUGGUUCUAUCAGCACAAAUUCUCUUGUGGAAGGUCCUCCCCUGAAGCUGACUGCCCAUGUCAGGAACACUGGAGGUAGUGACAUACCUGGUAGAGAGACGGUCAUCGCGUGGUUUUCUCAAUGCUCGCCUAGGCGGUUGACGAGGCCGAAGAAGCAGAUCUGCGGAUUUGCGAAGUCAGGUCCAUUGUCGCCAAAUGAAGAGGAGGAAGUUGAGAUCGAGAUCGAUUUCCAUGCUUUUGGUAUGUAUGACACGAAGUUGGGUGUUUGGGUUGUCGACGCAGAAGCCGAAUUCGAGAUCCUCGUAGGGACAACAGCAUCGAAUGCGAUGCCUUCUUGGCAACUGAAGGCUACUCGGGAGAUAAAGUGGAUUCGCUAG